AUGUCCGAUCUUCCUAUCGCCCACGACCGAACCGACACCGAGGACGGUUUCGAAUGGGAAGACGCCAAAAGCCAGAACGGGGUCACUUUUCGCAUUGGCAGACCUACCGCCUCACAGUCCCAAGCUAACCCUCCCGCUACGGACUCAGCCAGCCCGCAAAUCGACCCACCACCCGUCAAGUUCCAACGCGUCUCCGUUCCCGUCUAUUGGCCCACCACCGCUCAUCAACAGUGGUCCAAGAUUCACGGCGAUGUUCGUGUCGGAGGCUUAACGGACUAUGCUCUCUGGCCGGGAGGCAGGCUGUGGUGA
Messenger RNA from Chaetomium globosum CBS 148.51, 309 nucleotides. RefSeq lists its product as uncharacterized. NCBI's taxonomy places the organism in Eukaryota, Fungi, Ascomycota, Sordariomycetes, Sordariales, Chaetomiaceae. The transcript has a single exon. The record is from RefSeq and is a predicted model, not a curated record. Bases 1 to 309 code for a protein of 102 amino acids.